UCCCUUAAAACUCAAAAAUCAGUGGAUGCUUGAUUAUCAAAAACAAUGACAUUUAACAUGCAAAAUUUUUUCCUACACUGUUAGAAUGAAACCAAAAGAUAUAAUUGAUUAUAUAAAUAUACUUAUUUAUUGCAGGUGUGGCACCAGACACUGGCAACUCCGUCAGUGCCAGUUGCCAGACGGUGUGCACUACGUUUUCUCUCGCGCUCACUGGUGAUAGCAGAGCCGCCGCACCGCCGAACAUACAACCCGCAUUACAUUCACAAGUGUUCAAGGAGAAACAGUUUUAACAAGUGUAUUUUGAUCUCUUGGACGCCUUCUCGCAUUGAUUUCAGGUUGUCAUGGCCUGAUUUCUAUUUUCCUAUAAGAUUAACUCAACAUCAUUCAAGAUGGGAACAUCCUUGAAUUCCAGUGGACUUCGUUUGGAAGACCACAACAACCUCAAGUAUGCCAUCAGCCUGACCAGGGUUGGCCAAGAGCUCUUCUUACGAGUAUUCAAGUGGGGCUACAAAGGGAGAAGUGCCAGCAUAAAGAAUGCUAUUCUGGAACUACCAAGCUACACGAAAACAAGAUUCAGGAAAGAUUUCAACAACUCUCAGCGCGAGAAAAUUGAAAAUGGCGAUCUGUUGUCUAUGGAUAUAACGCUCCUGUACAAGUUACUCCAAAUGGUGUGCGGAUUGAGUGAACAGAGUGACAGCGUUUGGAUAAUGCCAGAGUCGGAUUCCCUGGAAUACUGCCUUUACUCGAUCAAAAUGAAGAGGAAUGAGAUGGCUCACGAUGGGAUGAUGCUCUCAUCGACGGAGCUGGACAGUAUGAUCGAGGAGUUGCGAGUACUGUUUCUAAACACGGUCGAUAAGGCUAGUGUUACUUACAAUGUGGACAGUGUGGAAAAGAACGAUUUAAUCCAUCUCAUUAACACUCGCUUAGAUGCCAUCAAAAACUCCCCAUUGCCCUUGCCAACGCUGGCAGAGCACAAGAAAGAGGUGUUUUUGAACUGCAGAACAUGCAUUAUCGACGAGGGUCGAAGAGAAAUGGUGAGCGUGAGUGAAAUCAUUUGCGAAACGAGUGUUGUGCCUUGUUUAACACAGCAGACGGUAAAUGUCAGUAACCUAUACACAGAACCGAAACUAAGACGAGACGAAAUGCAGAUUACCCAAAGACAACUGUCAGCUGAGGAAAGUUACGUCGGCAUCCAUGAACUAUUGGAAGCCAAGGAGUGUGACGGUUUCAUCCCAGACAUAAUUGUGAUAUCAGCUUUAAAUGGAAUGGGCAGAAGUACCCUUUUGAAAUAUGUCUUUGGUAAUGGACUGAACAAUGUUAUGAAAGGCACAGAAUGCAUUGAUUUGUAUCUCUAUCUUGAAUGUCGUAAAGUGAGUUUUUCUACUGUGGAAGAACUGACGUCGCUAUUGCUACCUCGCACGUCAUCUACGUUUCAGUCAGAGCAGUUUUCUGAGUGUUUCUUCUCAAUUGAUGUCCUUGUAAUGUUUGACGACGUCGACGAGCUCGAUUCCGAUUCAUUUCCAGUGUUUGAGAAGUUCGUAAGACUGAUAACACCCAGGUCGAGGGUUGUAGUGACAGCCUCACGAGAAAAAGCAAAGGAUGUCCAGAGGAAACUCUCAUCUCUACACAAGAGGACAAUGCUUCUAGAACUGGAGGGAAUAACAGAAAGUCAGACACUAAAACACCUUCAAAAAGUUCUGAGAACCAUUCCUGCCAAGAACCACAACCGUCAUGAGCAAGAACUCUAUGAACUUAUAAAGUCUAAGUAUCCCCAGUUACAGGAGCACCUGAGAUCUCCAGAGGUCCUGGGACUUGUAGCAUUUGGUUGGUGCUAUGCACCGGACCGUAUUAAUGAGACGACCACGGUGACUGAAAUAUUCCUACUUGUUGAAGAUCUCCUCGUCCAUAAAAUCUAUUUGGAUUUUUUAAGCUCUACUCUGCCCAGCAUGCACGAUCAUGGCACCUUAAACUCAAAUCUUUAUGAACUUUUGCUGACGAUCAGUAAUGUGGCCUUUGAUACCCUGAAGAAGGGACACUUUUGUGUUGAAUCAGAAAACCUUCAGAGGAUUGUCUCCAAAUGUUCAGAAUUGGAUCUCCCUGGUAGGGUCAUAUCCUUGUUUCUUAGCUACGUAGAGGAGAACACUAACUCCCUCGCCCCUGUACGCAAAGUGUCCUUCCCUCGACGAUCUACGUUACAGUAUUAUGCUGCUUGGUUUAUAACCCAACAAAUCAAGGAGGCUGAUCCUUCGACCUCCAUUAAAGAUAUCAUGCGUACAACUGAUUUCAGCAAUGUUUCCUUACCCAAUUAUCAAGCCAUGUUUAAGUACUUGGUGGGAAUGUUUGCAACUCUCAUUCCAUCUGAGCUGGAAUCUCGGGCAAAGGAAAUUGUUGAAAUUCUAAAGGAACUGCAAGUGAGUAAAGGAUCCUUAUGGUUACAGUAUAUAGAAGAAGCAAAAUUGGAGCCGACCAUAACUCUUGCAAUAUUGGAAGAAAUGGGAGAUGUUUGGGAAAUUGAAGAUUACUCUGUUUCUUUAACGCUCAAGAGUAUUUUGAAAUUGAAGAGGCCCUCCAUAUUAGUCCUGACAAUCUGCAAAAAUCCCUCAGACUUCCCCCAUCUAGAACAGGUUCUCGUGUCCUGCAGAGAGUAUCAGGAAAUUAAUAUUUCCCUUCACGUUUACCAACAUUUCUGGUCUGAGAAGACAGAAUUCUCUGAUCAUUAUCUGAGACUGCUGUUAGGAGGUAAUUCCCCGUGUAUACUAGAGCACUUCGCAGGUCGCUUGAGCGGGGAGGCCAUGCAACUCCUGCCAAACUCACUGAAACGAUUGGCGCUCCAUAUUACCCCAGACAUGAUUAGAUCUCUGAAUAUAUGUCUCAAGAAGUUGCCGAUGCUGCGGAUGCUGUAUAUCAAUCUCGAUAUUUCGGAAACAGUUGACCCUUCCUCUGUUGCGCCUCUCAAUACUGUAGGUGAAGCUGUAGUUUUAUCCGUUGAUAUUUGGAGAGUUCACGAUGGGAUAGUUGAGUGGUCCUGCGAUGUUGCAAAAGCACUGACAAAUUCUUAUGCUCGUUUAGUCCUCCGCCACAGUUCCCUUGAUGUUAACAGUUGCUUUAAAUGGUUGAGAGUUUUGCGGGAGAGGGCAAUAACAGCGUCUUGGAUAGUGGUGGGUUCCAUAUAUGAUGUUACGCAGGAAGAUGAGCGCCAGCUACAACAAUAUGCAGUGAAUGUAGGAUGCAGAAAGUUUGUGUGGUUGAAAAUAUAGUUUUAUGAUACAAAAAUCUGGCUAAUUAUUAAUUUGACCAACAUUUAUAGACAUGCUGGAUCAGCUUAUUGUAUCAAUUACUUUUUUUUUUUUUAGAGAAUUGACACUAGUAUUGUUUUUUCAUUUUGCAUUUGCAAAGAAGUGUUUGUUGAUAUAGAAAAUUAAUGACUAUGCUUGAAAACUUGCAUGAUUGACAUAAUGUUUCCAUGCUUGUUUAUAUAGUGAAAUUUAUUAUCCAUUUAUAAUAACUGUGAUAUGAUACAAUGUACCUGACAUAUUUUUAUACAGUUUAUUUUAAUGUUUGGCCAGUGGGUAUUGGCCUAGAGAGGAGAUUAAAACGUAUCUUCCCUCGUGUCAUAAAGUUUGAUGAAAUAUUUAGGCUUAUAGAGUUUGAAUGUGUUUAUGAUCAAGCGUUGAUAAUACUGCACCUGCCAAUUGAUUGAAAAUAUUCCUCAAUAAACCUGAUACCCUCACAGCAACUACUUUCCUUGUUCUCAGUAUGUGAUGUUUAGACUUUUAAGCCCUCUUAUUUGGCCAAAACUCACAUAAAUACGCUAUUCUGAAAUUUCAGAGUCAGGGAAGUCUUAAUAUCUUUACUUUCAUUUGAGUGUUGUCUACACCUUGAUUACUAUUUUGCUGUAACUUUGUGAUACCUCUGUCCCAGCACAUUAAUAUUACGUUAUGAAUUUUGUAUUCAGCUUUAAUAAUAGCUCUGUAUUAUCUGUGUAUAUUGUCGUAAUAAUUUGAUAAACAAGCAUACAAGCUAAUGUCUAACUUGAAGUGCUUGAUUGGGAUCAACUGUCUUAAAACUUGUUCUUAGUUUGUAUUUUUUCUUAUUUUGUUGGUUUCUUUUGUUGAUUGAUUGUAAUAUGUAUGGAAACAGCUUUGUAGGUUUUGGGUGGGUUACUGUUACUCUUUCCAGUAGAAGAGACCUCUGUAAGGCUGACGACUUGGCUCCCAUAGAAGGGCUCUGUUUUUUGUUUUAUAAUUAUUUCCUCUAGCUUCUGUUGGGGCGCCCAUCUAGAAACAAUGGCUCUUUUAUUUGACAGAUACUAUAUCACCUUAUGCAAUAUACCAUACAUGCACGCUAAUGGCACAUGUACAAUAUAUCUACUUAUUUACAUAUCUGUUUUUCGUGCAUACAUGCAUGUUAUGAAUGGGUUUCACGGCUUGUACUUAGGUCUGUUUUCAUUUAAUCCUCUCUCUAAAUCAUAUAUAUAUAUAUAUAUAUAUAU
Macrobrachium nipponense is the source of this 4492-nucleotide messenger RNA. RefSeq lists its product as uncharacterized. The record is from RefSeq and is a predicted model, not a curated record. Lineage: Eukaryota; Metazoa; Arthropoda; Malacostraca; Decapoda; Palaemonidae. The transcript is spliced from 2 exons. Bases 390 to 3257 code for a protein of 955 amino acids.